AUGCUCUUUGUUCGAGUGCCGCAUGACGAUAUUUCUAGCUCAUGCGAGGGCAACGAAUCGACCGUAUAUUCCAAUGCAGUGUGCACCUCUCUUAACUUGUCGAAUUUUCAUUCGUCUGACUUGGACGUCUCUAUUAUUGAGGGUGAUGGAGGGCGCCUCAUGCGUCGUCGUGAAAUAUUCAGACCUAGGCAUGGCGAAGCAGAUGAGGAGUAUGAACACACGGAGGACUUCAGUGUACUUAGGGGUGGUGAUGCAGAUGAGCAGUAUGAACCAGCGGAGGACUUGAAUGAACCUGCGGCGUGGAGAUGCAGAUGA
Messenger RNA from Cooperia oncophora, 315 nucleotides. NCBI's taxonomy places the organism in Eukaryota, Metazoa, Nematoda, Chromadorea, Rhabditida, Trichostrongylidae. The record is from the annotation of a GenBank genome assembly.